UGCAAAAAGUUGUAAAAAACUGUUUUCUCUCUUUUUCGAUUAUCGUUUUUCAGCUGUAAAACGACUUAAAGAUCAAUUUUACAGAUGGUAUUUAAUGAAUCUCGCCUUUCACUGUCUUCCUUGGUAGUUGCUAUUUUGGUCUGUUUCAUGACAGUUAUGACAGUGGCUAUUUUACAAGUUUCAAGAUGGUUAACUUUAAGACUUCUAAAACAGAUUCAAAAAGUAUUUCGAAGGGAUGAAGUGGUGAAGUUAGCGAAAGUGUUUGUACUUAGCAAUCCUAGUGAAUGUGAACAAGCUUUGAGAGCUUACAAGGAGAAAUAUCAAAGUUAUCCCUUUUCAAUGAACUUUCUUGGUCUAGAUUGUGAAUGGGUCAAUGACAAAGGAAUUGUUACACAUCCUGUGGCUCUACUCCAAAUAGCAACCCCUUUGAAUGACUGUUUUUUAAUAAGACUAUGCAAGUUUGAAGGUAUUUUACCCAGAAUAUUAAAAGAAAUUCUUGAAGAUAGAAACAUAUUGAAAUUUGGAGUUGGCAUCCAAGACGAUGCCAAAAAGUUGAAUGGGAUGUAUGGAAUAAAUGUCAGUGGAUUUGUGGAUUUACGACAUGUUGUACUGCGCUGUCAAUCACACAAGGAUAACAUUGUUGAAAAUAAACAGGGUGACGGAUCUACCAAAAUGGGUCUUGCUGCUAUCAGUAAAAGAUACUUAGGAGUAGAAAUGGAGAAAUCUUGGAGAGUCCGCUGCAGUAACUGGGAAGCAGAACACCUUUCUGAGAAGCAAAUUGAAUAUGCAGCGCAUGAUGCUAUUGUUGCCAUUCAUUUAUUCCUUACAUUUGUAAAAAACAAAUCAAACAAAAGAAGUUUUAGUAAUUUUUUAGAAAAUUAUAGCCCAAAUAUUGCAGAAUCUGACAAUACUUUUCACCAUAAUGAAACAGAUAGUGGUUUAGAGUAUGAAAUGCCAGAUACACAAUUUACAAUAUCAUUGAACAAGUAUGAGACUGAUUCUUCCAAAGGCCAUAUAAUUAAUGCCAAAGACUUGCUUUCUGAUCAACUUUUCUUCCAAAGAGCCACCUCAUUAUGUAAAGGAAUCAUAGACUUGCCCUUUAAAUCUAAAUUACUCAAAGCUCCAUCCAAUAGCAUUAAAAAGGAGACAGCUUCAAAGACAAACAGCAUCAAGAAGCCUUUUAAACGGGGCACCACUUUGAGAAAGAGCCCUCUUUAUACAAAGUGUCAGUUAAUUGCCCCUGAUGGUGCUAUGUUGUGCGCAUUUGAUCAGAAGAAAGCUCAGUGGUAUCUGGACAAAGGAAUAGGUGAGCUGGUUUGUGAAGAUCCUUUUACGGUCAAGCUGAAAUUUGAACCUUCUGCUCGUCCUGAUGAUGGCGACUCAUACUAUUUAACAUUUAAACAAAAUGUCUGCGUUGUUUGUGGAGGUGAAGAAAACUACUCGCGUAAAAAUAUAGUUCCGCACGAGUAUAGAAAGUACUUUCCUGACUGCAUGAAAGACCACCACUCACAUGACGUUGUCUUGAUGUGCCCUGAAUGUCAUAGACUUUCAUCCAUCUAUGAUGAGCAGUUAAGACAGAGGCUUGCUUCAGAGUACGAGGCUCCUGUUGGCAACAAAGAAUUUUCCAAGUUCAUUCAAGAUCCUGAGAAAAUGAAAGUCAAGUCAGCUGCAAAGGCUCUUCUUAAUUCACCAGACAAGAUACCUACAAAACGAAAAGAAGAACUUUCUCAGAUACUUCAUGACUAUUAUGAAGGUCAACAUCUAACAUCGGAGCUUCUCAAAGAAGCAUCAAACAUGGAAGUCCAAAAAGAAAAUCGUAACUUCAAAUGCCAUGGUGAAGUUGUCAUCCAAAAAGUCAAAGAACAGAAAAGACUUCUUGAGUUUGAAAAGAUGUGGAGAGUUCAUUUUAUGGAUACAAUGUGUCCUAAGUAUCUGCCUGAUUUUUGGUCUGUCAAUCACCGUUUGGAUAGAAUGAAAGUUGCUUUGGAUAAAAUAGACUUGCAGUAGAUUUAUCACUUCAUUUUAUUUCUUAUAAAAUAACAAUCGGAAUAGUAUUAUUAGACUGUUAUGAAUUAAAGCCUUCCUUUUAAUUUACAAUG
Exaiptasia diaphana is the source of this 2099-nucleotide messenger RNA. Its product is annotated as exonuclease 3'-5' domain-containing protein 2. NCBI's taxonomy places the organism in Eukaryota, Metazoa, Cnidaria, Anthozoa, Actiniaria, Aiptasiidae. The record is from RefSeq and is a predicted model, not a curated record. The transcript is spliced from 4 exons. Gene Ontology annotation, molecular function: 3'-5' exonuclease activity; nucleic acid binding. Gene Ontology annotation, cellular component: nucleus; cytoplasm. Gene Ontology annotation, biological process: nucleobase-containing compound metabolic process. Bases 85 to 2007 code for a protein of 640 amino acids.